Molecule: messenger RNA, 1848 nt
Organism: Quercus robur (English oak)
Lineage: Eukaryota; Viridiplantae; Streptophyta; Magnoliopsida; Fagales; Fagaceae
Product: putative receptor-like protein kinase At3g47110
Exons: 4
Coding region: 1-1848 (615 amino acids)
Biological process (GO): protein phosphorylation
Molecular function (GO): protein kinase activity; protein binding; ATP binding
Source: RefSeq, a predicted model, not a curated record
AUGGGGCUUUUGCAACUGAGUGCAGCUCCAUCUUCAUCUUUUUCCAUGCACGCUUUUAUUCUUCUUUGGUGCCUGGGCAUAUUUGUCACCUCAGUGGUCAGCGGGCAUAAUGAGACGGACCGUUUGGCAUUGCUUGAGUUCAAAGCCAAGAUAAUCCAUGAUCCUCUUAGGGUUAUGAGCUCUUGGAAUGAUAGCAUCCAAUUUUGUCAAUGGCAAGGGGUUACAUGUAGCCACCGACACCAAAGGGUCACCGUGUUGAACUUGCAAUCUCUGGAACUGGUAGGCUCUAUAUCUCCAUAUGUUGGGAAUUUAAGUUUUUUAAGGAAUCUAAGCUUAAAAAACAACACACUUCAUAAAGAAAUCCCUCCAGAAAUUGGUCGUUUGACUAGAUUGCAAGUCUUAGAACUGCAAAAUAACACAAUACAGGGGGAAAUUCCAAGCAAUUUAUCUGGUUGCAACAACCUUGUCGCCCUUCAUGUUGGUCGUAACCAACUGGUGGGAGAAAUUCCUACUACGCUUACCUCCUUGACAAAACUCCAACUCUUUUCUAUUAAUAGGAAUAAUCUUACAGGAACUGUCUCACCUUUUUUCGGGAACUUAUCAUUUUUAGAAAUUUUUUCUGCAACUUGUAAUAAUUUGGGUGGGAGUAUCCCUAAUUCUUUUGGUCAAUUGAUGAAACUUUCAGGUAUUAGUGUGCAGGUUAAUAGGUUUUCUGGAACCAUUCCUCGCUCAAUGUACAAUCUCUCUUCUUUAUUGACUUUUGCUGUAUCUGAAAAUCAAAUCCAGGGGUCUCUUCCAUUCGACAUUGGUAUCACUCUACCAAAUAUCGAAGUAUUUAUCUUUGCUGACAACCAAUUUACCGGAUCUAUCCCUGUUUCAAUAUCUAAUGCCACAAAUCUAGAUACAUUUGAAAUGGGAAAUAAUAAACUAAGUGGAAAAGUUCCUUCUUUGGAGAAGUUAAAUAGAUUGACAUUUUUAAGCCUUUUCCUCAACCAUCUUGGAAGUGGGGAAACAGAUGACUUGAAUAAUAAUAAAAUAUCAGAAAACAUUCCUGCUGAGAUAGGAAAUCUGAUCAACUUGGAGGACUUGCGGACUGGGAACAAUAAAUUAUCAGGUCAUGAUUUUAAAGCUUUGGUAUAUGAGUUCUUGGGAAAUGGCAACCUAGAUGAGUGGUUACAUCCAACUCCAAGAACAAAUGAGGCUGUUGAGGAACCAAGGAAGUUGAGUCUUCUCCAAAGAUUGAAUAUCGCCAUUGAUGUUGCUAGUGCAUUGGAUUAUCUUCAUCAUCAUUGCCAGACGCCAAUUGUUCAUUGUGACCUCAAGCCAAGCAAUAUUCUUCUCGAUGAUGAAAUGGUUGGACAUGUAGGCGACUUUGGCUUGGCAAAAUUCCUUCAUGAUGCUACCCAGGAUUGUUCUACUAAUCAAUCAAGUUCCAUUGGGGUUAGAGGAACAAUUGGUUAUACUCCUCCAGAGUAUGGUAUGGGAAACGAAGUUUCAAUAUAUGGUGAUGUCUAUAGUUAUGGCAUAUUAUUGUUAGAGAUGUUCACAGGAAAAAGGCCAACUAAUAGUAUUUACCAAGAUAACUUAAACCUUCAUGACUUUGUUAAAGCCGCUUUGCCCGAACAUAUCAUUGACAUUGUAGAUCAUUUUCUUCUUUGGGAAAGACAAAAGGAAGAGACAAGGAAUGACACUCGAAAUGAGGAUCCAAAUGGAAGUUUCAACAUUCAAGAAUGCUUGAUUUCGAUACUUGAAAUUGGAGUUGCUUGUUCCACACAAUAUCCAAGAGAAAGAAUGAAUAUCAAUGUUGUUGUAGUUGAGCUGCAUAAAAUUCGACAAAACAUUCUUUAA